This is a messenger RNA of Oncorhynchus gorbuscha (pink salmon), 1991 nucleotides long. Its product is annotated as betaine--homocysteine S-methyltransferase 1. The record is from RefSeq and is a predicted model, not a curated record. Lineage: Eukaryota; Metazoa; Chordata; Actinopteri; Salmoniformes; Salmonidae. The transcript is spliced from 8 exons. Gene Ontology annotation, molecular function: zinc ion binding; betaine-homocysteine S-methyltransferase activity. Bases 106 to 1314 code for a protein of 402 amino acids.
UCCUUCGGCAUAUAAAGGCAAACGGAUCACGGUAUCAAACCCUCUCCAAAUCUAGAGGAAGCCUGUGUUUGAGAAGGAGUGUCUCAAGUACAAGUGCAAUCACCAAUGAUCAUGGCACCAGCUGGAGCUAAGAGAAACAUUCUGGAGCGCCUGGAUGCAGGCGAGAUUGUUAUUGGGGAUGGAGGUUUCGUCUUCGCCCUGGAGAAGAGGGGCUAUGUGAAGGCGGGUCCCUGGACUCCUGAGGCUGCCGCCGAGCACCCCGAGGCUGUGAGACAGCUGCACCGAGAAUUCCUGCGGGCGGGGUCAAAUGUCAUGCAGACUUUCACCUUCUACGCCAGCGACGAUAAACUGGAGAACAGGGGUAACGCUCAGCGCUUCACCGGCACACAAAUCAACGAGGCCGCCUGUGACCUGGCCAGGGAGGUGGCCAAUGAGGGCGACGCGAUGGUGGCGGGCGGGGUCUCCCAGACCCCCUCUUACUUGAGCUGCAAGUGUGAGGACGAGGUCAAAGGCAUCUUCAAGAGGCAGCUUGAUGUCUUCGUCAAGAAGAACGUGGAUUUCAUGAUUGCAGAGUACUUUGAGCAUGUGGAGGAGGCAGAGUGGGCCGUGCAGGUGCUGAAGUCCUCCGGCAAGCCAGUGUGUGCCUCUCUGUGUAUCGGCCCUGACGGAGACCUCAACGGAGUCAGCCCUGGAGACUGUGCCGUCCGGCUAGUCAAAGCUGGAGCCAAUAUUGUGGGUAUCAACUGUCACUUUGACCCCAUGACCUGUGUGAAGACGGUGAAAAUGAUGAAGGAUGGUGUCGAGAAGGCGGGGCUGAAGGCCCACUACAUGGUCCAGCCUCUGGCCUUCCACACCCCUGACUGCAACUGCCAGGGAUUCAUCGACCUGCCAGAGUUCCCCUUCGGUCUGGAACCCAGGAUUCUGACCAGGUGGGACAUGCACAAGUACGCCAGGGAGGCCUUCAACGUUGGCAUCCGUUUCAUCGGCGGCUGCUGCGGCUUCGAGCCCUACCACAUCAGGGCUGUGGCUGAGGAGCUGGCCACAGAAAGAGGCUGCCUGCCCGCUGCCUCAGAGAAGCACGGUAACUGGGGUGCUGGUCUGGAGAUGCACACCAAGCCAUGGGUCCGUGCCAGGGCUCGCCGUGACUACUGGGAGAAGUUGAAGCCAGCAUCCGGCCGUCCCAGGUGUCCCUCCAUGUCCACCCCUGAUAGCUGGGGUGUCACCAAGGGCCAUGCCGACCUGAUGCAGCACAAAGAGGCCACCAGCCAGGAAGAGCUCAAGCCCCUGUUUGAGAAGGCCAAGGCCAGCCACUGAGCACUCCUUCUGGGGUAGGAGAGGGAGGUGGAGCCCCCCGGAGGAAAACCGAAGGAGUGGCGUGCACUCCGAAGGAGUGGUGUGUUGUGGUUUGAUAAAGGCAGAGGGGAGAACUCUCACACAUUCCCUUUUUAAAGAAGUUUACAUAUCAAAAAUAAUUAGAUGGAAGUCUUAUUGUUCUGUUUUGAUUUCUAGGACCAUCUUCUUGUGAACCAAAAGUUAUUCUUAUGAUUUAAUUCAGAUUUGCAGCAUCUCUAGAUGGUAUAGCUAGAUUCUCUUCUGUCAUCAUUCUAAAGUGAUUAUGGUAUAUAUGCAUCUAAUUUCUAAAUAACUGGAUUUCAAACUUGAUAUGUGCCUUACUCAAAUAUAAUGUGACAGCAAUCGUCGAGCCGUUGAUCCGUACUGUGAGUUAAACAAACAAACCAAAACGUUGCCCCCGGUGGUGCGUCCCACAUACCUCCAGAGUGUGCUGCUGAUCUUGUGACUAUUGAAACGCAUAAGAUCAGAAAUAACAGUGAAAGCGUGUUACCGAAACUACUGUGACCACAAUGUUAAAUAGCUGGUAAAGAAUGUAGCAUAGCCUAGUUACAUCUAGUGCCAAAAAAAAAGAUCUAUACCAAAUGAAAGUUGACUUCACAACUGUAGUUUGACUCAAUAAACUUCCACUUGACCUUGUA